AUGCCAACCAAGUCAAUGGCGCAGACCCCCCGCCUGCAACUGGUUCGUCUGGCAGCGCAUCAUGCGCCUGGUUACGACGCCAUUUGGUCAGAUCCCAUCGCGACCCGGUGGAGCCCUCACGGUCGCUGCAAAACCCUGGAGGCUAGCGAGAAAUGGAUGGCAGAGCUACUGCCCGACGUGAACCCCCUUGGAGAAAAUUACGCGGUGAUACUUCGAUCUGAUGUCAAUCCGAGCAAUGACCAACGAGAAGACCCCGAAACUGAGACGGUGCUUCGGCCAGGUGGAUUUCUUGGGUGGGUAGGGACUUGGAAGUCAGAACCGAUCCCAGAAGUUGGCUUCAUUUUCCAUCGAUCGACAUGGGGCUUUGGUUUUGCCACAGAAGCGUUGAAUGCUUUUAUCCAGUUAUACUGGCAAGCUAGGCCACAAUUUGAUGUCUUGGAGGCAUACUGCGACGCCGAGAAUGAGGCAUCCGUCAACGUUUUGCGGAAAUGCGGCUUCACAUUCGAGGAACGUAUCGAGGGGGAUUACGUUCUGCCUUGGAUGGAGCCCUCUCUUCGAAGCAGCCUGCGAUUCCAAGCAACUAGGCCUCUCAUUGAAACUCCUGUACCUUGA
This is a messenger RNA of Penicillium cataractarum, 612 nucleotides long. RefSeq names its product GNAT family N-acetyltransferase. The transcript has a single exon. Lineage: Eukaryota; Fungi; Ascomycota; Eurotiomycetes; Eurotiales; Aspergillaceae. Bases 1 to 612 code for a protein of 203 amino acids. Gene Ontology annotation, molecular function: acyltransferase activity, transferring groups other than amino-acyl groups. The record is from RefSeq and is a predicted model, not a curated record.